Messenger RNA from Exaiptasia diaphana, 4183 nucleotides. RefSeq names its product colorectal mutant cancer protein. Bases 146 to 3466 code for a protein of 1106 amino acids. The record is from RefSeq and is a predicted model, not a curated record. The transcript is spliced from 10 exons. Lineage: Eukaryota; Metazoa; Cnidaria; Anthozoa; Actiniaria; Aiptasiidae.
UUCAUUCACAAGUCACCUUUUCUUUGGCUAAACGUUACUUUCAUACCACGAUCUCUUGAGUAUUUAUACUAAAUGGAGCUAAUGAUAAGUGGAUGCUAACAUUUACUUUAAAUACCGCAUUUACAUCGAGAAAUCCGUGGCUAUCAUGAGCGAGUUUGAACCACACGAAAACGAACUGUCUUCAGCAAGUUCGCGGUCUACGGAAAGUUUAGAGGAAAAUAUUCGUAAGAUYCUGACUGUGGUUGAGUCAAAGGGCCACGUACUAUUAGAUAAUGAUGAAAUGUCUGAGGCUGUACAACAACUAGCCGUAGAAGGGAGGCAUGUAGGGGAAUUUUUGGCUCAAAUUCACAGCCAAAAUCAUCACAGUUUACCUGACAGAAUGGCGACUACUGAACAACACACAUCAACCACGAAAAGAUCAAACAGUUGUCCUGAAGAUUUGGCCAAGAAAUGCUCUAAUACACAACAAAGUGAUGAUAAGAAUGCUAAAAGUAAGCGAAAUAGUGACAAAGGACCAAGCCGUGAAACAUGGGAGUUGGAUAGUGGAACACACGACUUGGGAAAUUAUGAACCAGCACUUCAGCAACUCAUGUCGGCAGCUAACGCUAAAGGACAAUCAAGAAGCUCUAACUUUUUAGAAUUAGCAAAUACGCUUCAUUUAGCUGCUUUAGCAUCUUUAAAGAAUGAAAUCGUAGAAGUGUCGGGAAAACUUCGGCAGGUUACCGAAGAACGUGAUGCACUAAAAAACAAUGGUUCGUUUACGAACGAAGAUCGGAAAGAACUGAUUCGGGACUACGAAGAACGACUGCUGGCCCAGUCGCAACAGAGCGAGGAACAAAUUACUGAACUACAAAGUGUAAUAGCGGAACUUGAUAAGAAACUACAAACUCAAACUGCCAAAAAAAUAGAUGAACUAGAUGAAGUUGAAUCACAAACUUCAGAACACGGUUCACGAAGUUCAAGUCUUGAAUCAAUCGAAUCCAAUGAGAACGAAGACGAUGUGGACGACGAACUAUCCAAAGUCGUUGGCGAGUUAGAGUUUGCUAUUGAACGACAAAAACCACAACCAAAAGACAAUAAAAAGGACAAAGAACCRAUWAAAGUCACGGUUAAAGUUACUGACGAUAAGAACAUUACAAYAGCCGAAGCCAGCAAAGCAUCUCUGGGAAGGCAAGAGCAACAACARGAAUGUAAUCAACUUACGGACAAAGCGCGUCAACUGAGAGAACAAUGUAUUGAACUGGAAAAAAAGAAACAAGUCUUGGAACGUCAACUGCAGCAAGCAAGUYUGCGGGAGUACGUUGCAAGGAAAAAGUCUUCSAGCUUUGGUAGUGAAGGGGGACUUCAGGAUUCRCCAUGCAAUGAAUGCGCAGGUCUACGAACAAAACUGAACAGAACAACAUUUGAACUCGAAAGUGCGCGUAAAGAAAUAGACGGGUUUAAAGACGAAAGAGACAAACUAAGGCGAAGAAUACUAGAGAUGCAGGAACAUCUCAAAGCGCUUCACCAAAAGACAAUCAGCUAUGAAACGGCGUCUCGAGGAAGAUCAUCAAGUUUUCAUGAACCUCCGGGGUCCCGAUCUCCUAUGCAACAAAGAGCUGGUAGUCGAUCAUUUCCUCGUCCAAGUAAUUACAGCAGUGCAGCAUCGGACGUGUCAAGUCGUGACGGACACUUGGCUGCAUCACCUCGCAUCAUUCGUCGGUCGAGUACUGAAAACCUGAAUGCAUCAAUGACUAGUCGAUCACCCUCRACACCAAGACGAGCUGUCACGUUGCCAGGCAACUACGGUAGACGAUCUAGUGGUGGAAGUACAGGACCCCUGUGGAAUCCAGAAAGCCCCACCAUGACCCCCAGGGGAAGUGUACAAUCUAUAGCAUCAACGAAUCAAAUGGUAUGGAAGGGAGCUGGCACUAGUGAUCUUGGCUCGUCCCAUGGAUCUACACAAGAAAUAACCGUGAUGGCUAGACCAGUAGAUGAAGCGAUGGAGUCUAGAAUGAGCGGAGAGCAGUGCAUCAGAUCACUGAGUCAACUUCCCGAGUUCGCCAGUGGUCGUCUUCCAAACGAACUACUCCGUUCAUUACGUGGCUGCAGGAACUUACAGGACGUCUAYAAGGUUCUCUUUGGUUACUGUGACGACCAAGCUGACAAGAAACUCAAGGAAUAUGAACUAGAAAUAGAAAGGCUAAAGUGUACAGUAGAUCAUCUUCAGUCGCAAAUCAAUGUCAUUUCAUUGUCACUUGAAGAGAGUAGAGAAAAUGCCGAGAAGAUGUGUGUAUUGAUGGGCAAAUAUGAAUCCAACAACACAGUAUCGCAGUUAUCAUUAUCAUUUUGUGAUAAAGUCAUCGAGGCUUAUGAAGUCUUGCUUCAACUUUCAGAAUCCGAACAAUCGUGUUUGUAUGCGAACUGCAAAGCCGCGGGUAUUAAAAGUGAUUUUUUCAUCUCCUUAAACUCGUCAUACCGGUUUACUGACGACACUGUUGCUAAGGAACAACAGUUAAAUGACGUUGAGGCGUGCCUAGAGCGCAGGCGCACGGCUGAAAGUGAGGCCAGGUCUCUUUUACAAAAACUUGAUCGUGAUACUGAUGGACACGCUGUCAAGGAUCAGCCAUGGGAAUCAGUGUCRUCAAGAAGUCGUACAAGCUCUGGUUCAUCAAACGAAAAUGUAGAAUUCACACGCGAAGAAGAAUCACGGCUUAAGAGCUAUAUUCAACAAUUGAAGUCUGAGAGAUCAACGGUGGGCUCGACGGUACUGGAACUAGAAGGUAUCCAUGAUAUACCCGAACCACCAGUAGAACCACCAGACCCUAAACUAGACCUUGAAAAUGCUGUUCUCAUGCAGGAACUUAUGGCACUUAAAGAGGAAAAGGCUGAACUUAAAGCAAGAAACUAUUUAAUUGAAAAAGAGAAAAARGCACUUGAACUGAAAAUUAACUCGAGAGAUGCGCAAGAACAAGCCUACCUCGUACAAAUUGAACAACUCAAGUCUGAAAUUAAAGAAGAAUACAGAAAGAGAAGAAGACUGGAGCGCGAAAAGGAAUCUGGGAACAAGGAUGGUAAUGUGUCUGGUAAUUUAUCUAGUUCUGGKUCUGGGUCUGGAAAUCUCUCAGAUAUUCGUAUCAGCGAUGAUGACUUGCCUACUGACCUUCAGGAGGCUGCAAUACGCGAGAAAAAACUACGUAUUCGUAUUAAGGAGUUGAUGGAAGCGUUGGAAAGUUUGUCGAAAAACUCUGAGACUAGACACACACAAACCGCGGAAUACGUGAGUGACUUGAAACGAGCAAAUGGUGCAUUAGUAGCGGCCUACGAGAAGGCGAAGAAAAAACACGCUGCCAGACUACGAAAAUUAGAACAACAGAUGAUUAGUGUGGUUGAACGACAUGAUGCACAGGUCAAAACAUUGAAGGAAAAGAUCUCUUUUCUUGAAGAAAAAGACGUAGUUGGAAGGCAGAAUGAAACCGCGCUGUAGGUUGAAUUGCAUGCGUUUUAUUGUUACGGAAACGUUAGAAGAUUCUACUGGUCGUUGUUGUAACGUCCCGGUUGUUGCACGAAAAGUAAAGGUUUUUAUUGGUAAAGGCGUUUCAUUGGUUACAGAAGACGUCGAUACGUGCGGUUGAUCACGAAACGCCAAAGCGUGCCGUUUGUUACGCAAAACGUUGAGACUUUUCAUCAGCAAAGUUUGCUUUUCACCGAUCAACGAGCCUUGACGUUCAGUUGAUUGCGGWAGCACUACGUUGAUUCUAAGGAAAACAGCACAACAAGAAGGGCUGUUGUUUACACACGAACAUUUGUUUCGGCUAAGAUAAYCGUGUUAUUUAUAUUACAAGGGCUUGUUGUACGAAGGGUUAAUAGCGCUGUCCACGGUAUAAAUCCUUGUCUAGCCGAUAAAAUCUAUGGAGUGGAACUUUAUCCACGAUUCGUAGAACUGGCCCCAAGGGUUUAUUUUCCCAUGGGGGUUAGGGUAAGUCGGUUUUGCUUACAAGGGGCGUGUGACAAGCCUCACAAAUGGGGUGGGUUUAUUUUUGGUUKAACGAGGCUAAAUAAGAAGACAUCAGAUUUUCUCUGCAAAAUCUUUGACAGAUUUGCAUGCAUAUAGUUUAUUUUUUACGUAAAAAUGCUAAUAAUAAUUAUGGAUUUAUCAAGAAGAAAAUAGGAAAUGCAAAAAUAAAAUUAAUGUUAUUAUGAA